Oryzias melastigma (Indian medaka) is the source of this 1789-nucleotide messenger RNA. RefSeq names its product dynein heavy chain 1, axonemal. Bases 159 to 1523 code for a protein of 454 amino acids. The transcript has 11 exons. NCBI's taxonomy places the organism in Eukaryota, Metazoa, Chordata, Actinopteri, Beloniformes, Adrianichthyidae. The record is from RefSeq and is a predicted model, not a curated record.
CUCCAUGACAACCGUUGUCAUGACUUACAAAGUUCUGAAAGCGCGUUGUCUUACUUGAAAUCGGGAAUGUUUGAGUGAAAGUAUUUUUUUUUUCUAUAUUUUCUUUGAAAGAAAAAUCUUUUAAAAGGCUCCAGGUUAAGUUUUGGAAAUACAUAAAGAUGCAUAAAUCUGGACUUCCACCUCCCCCCAAACCCCCAGACCAUCCGGGGCGUCCUGCGGGACCCAAAAGCAAACCCACCCUGCCGGACAUUCACCAACAGACAGGCAUCUACACAGGUGUGGUUUCCACAGGUGACCUUCAGGUUCCUCGACCUCCAUCCAAACCCUCAAAGCCCGUAUUUCAGACUGUAAGACAUGGAUCCACGCCCUCUUUACCUGACAUCACAAAGACUCGGAUCUGCUCUCGAGGAAUUUCAUCUUUUAUCUUUCAGUUCAACACAGAGAGCCCAGAUGACCAACAGAGUCAGUCUUCUCUGGAGCCUGGAAAUUCAAACUCACCUAAAGCUGGAGCUAUCAGUUCUUCUGAUGAAGCUUACUUUGCCAUUGAUGGAAAUAAACCCAAAGUCCAGAUUUCAUUCCAAAGACGACCGGGUGAUGUUUCUCGUGAACUGGCCUUAAUAAGACUUCAGAGGGAAUACUCCAGAUGGAACCUCAACGACCUCCUGACAGCAAAAGGCAUAGACUGUGAAGUCUUCAUCCCAAGACAUCUGAGAAACGGAGAUGAACAUCGGAGCGAAGCAGGGUAUCAGACCAGACCGUUCCUCCUGCUGGAGUUCUUUGAUAACGAGGAUUACGAAUGCCGAACACCAGAAGAAUGGCUCGCUUUAGGGGAUGUUGAAGGCUCUCCCGAUCGACGGCCGGUUCCUGCCACAGCGCUGCUGCCUAAACAUCACCAGACUCCUGAUGAAAACCGUCCAUUUGUGGAGUACAGCUGGUGUUUAGUGGGAGUUCUUGACUUCAAUGAAAAGAAACGUCAAUAUCUUGUUCAGGAGGUUCAAGACAAGGAUGGAAAUCCCAUCUUAAAUCCCCAGCAAUGGAAAAAAGUGAACGCCUCCCAGGGAGGCCCGAAGCACUGGAUCCCCAGGAUCCGGCUGUGCUUCCACGGGGAGGACCCUCGGGUUUUCGUCGAGCGCGUCAGCUUUGCCCAACGCUUCAGAGAAGACGUGGAGAACCGGAUUCUGUGUGACCUGUCAGUGGACCACAUGCCCCUCUGGGGGGGGAACCCCCGUCUCAGCCCCGAAACUAUAGAGAAGAUCAAAAAAUGUGCCAACUCAGCUCCUGGUCUGAGGCUGGACAUAAUAAAGAAGCAUGAGAAGGAUCUGGAACAGGAGGUGGAGUUGGAACACGCCCGCUGCAUGAACAAGAUCACGUUUGACUUUGUGGUGAAGAGCAACCCAGAGCUGUUUUCCAGCAUCACCCUUCCACAAGAGGAUCCAAAGGCUGCUCCAGAUCAAGGGUUCACGCUGGUUCCUGAGUAUCCACAUGAGAAGAACCGAGACCCGCUUGCCUCCACGUUUCUGUGAUCUCACCCAAACGUCCUCCAGGCUGCCUCCAGUGUGCGGCUGCUGUGUCAUGAAGCGGCAGACAUGAGACCCCUCCUGGAUGAACUGAAACUCAUCCAAACUCAAUCCUCCACCCAAGUACUGCUGCAUGCAGGCGGCAUCACCGCUGGUGGUUCCAGUACCUCAUAAACAUUUUCACAAAUUCAUUCAUUUGAGUUUAUGUGAGGUUCUGAAGAACUUACAUGAAGGCAAAUCUCAACAGUCUGAUAAAGCUUCUUUGGAUGGUU